CAAUUUGUUGAUCCUUUUGAAGGGGAACAAAAAUCUCAUAAUAAACCAUCAAAUCCAUAAACAGGAAUCAACUUUCAUCCUCAUCCUCAUCAUCUUCAUAGUUUAUCAUCAAGGAAACAGUUACAAACAAAAAACCAUCAAAUCUAAACCAUAAAUUGUUGAUGUAACACCAAAAGUGAAUAAUAUAAACACCGAGAGAGUGAAAGAUUUAAAUUGUUGUUGAUUCCAUAUUGUUGAUUGUUACAAAAAUCCUUGGCUUCCAAAUCAUCAUCAUCAUUAUCACUUUAACCACCAGCAUCAUCAUCAUCAUCACCAUCAUCAUCAGAUUAAAUGAUGAUUUAAAUGACAAUUACCUUCUAGAAAUGUAUCAAAUUUUGAAGGAACAAUUAAUUUAAAGUUAAUCAUUGGAUGAGAAGAGAUCAAAAAAAUCAAAGAACUGGAUCAACUAAUUAUAAUCAAUAGAAAAGCAAAAAUGAAUGGAAACUCUGAUGGUAAAAGUCGUUGGAUCUGUCCCAAUGAUAGAGAGUUAACAUUAAGAGCUAAAUUGGACACUGGCUGGUGUGUUAAAAGUGGCUCGAACUCACCUUCAUCGGCUAAUCAAAUUAGUGAAUUAGAGCAACAGAUAAUCAUGGAUGUAUUGAGACGAUCACAACAAUUAGAGAGACUGGAAACUGAUCGAAUCAGUCGAUUACAAGAUCGACUGAACAAUAUGAAACGAAACGCCAAAGGCGAUGGUUCCAAAGUUUGCGCUCUUUGUAGCGAUUCGUUUGGCCUUUUUGGUGCACAAAAUCACACAUGUAAAGACUGUUCGAAGUCGGUUUGUAGUAAAUGCGGCGUUGACACUUUCACUCCCACCGGUGAGCCCAUUUGGCUUUGUAAAAUUUGCUCAGAGACACGAGAGAUUUGGAAAAAAUCUGGUGCCUGGUUUUUCCAGAAAAUACCCAAAUCAUUGACGCCUAAUCACUCGAUGCCAACCACCAGUUCGAGUAAUAGUCGAGUUAAUUCAUCUUCUAUCUCUAAACGUUGAGAGCUUCUGAUUACAAUUAAAUUUAAUCAUCGAUCAUGAUUAUAUAUGAUUUUCGGGACACAAAUUUUUACUAAACUCUCAUCAUUGGACACAAUUUACUGUCAACGACUAAUCGACUUUUGAACAUCUUUCAAAAAUCAUCGCAACAAUCAAUUAUAUUUACCAUGUAUAGAGAAGUGUUCAAAUGAAUUGAUGAUUUAAUAAUCGUCGUAAUUAACAAUUGUUUUCAAAAUCGAUUGAAUCAAAAACGUUCAUGUAAAUAUUUCUAAUCAACAAUCAACCAACUAAUUUAAUGUUUAACUUUCCCCUUGCAUGAGAAACGUUAAUCACAAUUGUGCUAAAUAUUGAACAAAUCAACUUGUAAAUUUUCAAUUGUAACAAUUAAAUAACAAAAAUAUCCAUUUAUUUAAUUAUCGAAAAAAAAAGUA
Messenger RNA from Panonychus citri (citrus red mite), 1455 nucleotides. RefSeq names its product rab effector Noc2-like. The coding region runs from base 473 to 1027 and encodes 184 amino acids. Gene Ontology annotation, molecular function: small GTPase binding. The record is from RefSeq and is a predicted model, not a curated record. The transcript is spliced from 6 exons. NCBI's taxonomy places the organism in Eukaryota, Metazoa, Arthropoda, Arachnida, Trombidiformes, Tetranychidae. Gene Ontology annotation, biological process: intracellular protein transport.